Molossus molossus (Pallas's mastiff bat) is the source of this 1728-nucleotide messenger RNA. It is a transcript of the gene ITM2A, whose product is annotated as integral membrane protein 2A. Gene Ontology annotation, biological process: negative regulation of amyloid precursor protein biosynthetic process. The transcript is spliced from 6 exons. The record is from RefSeq and is a predicted model, not a curated record. Gene Ontology annotation, molecular function: amyloid-beta binding. The coding region runs from base 263 to 1054 and encodes 263 amino acids. Gene Ontology annotation, cellular component: plasma membrane; extracellular exosome; Golgi apparatus. NCBI's taxonomy places the organism in Eukaryota, Metazoa, Chordata, Mammalia, Chiroptera, Molossidae.
UUCCCUCAAUGACAACCCCCUCCCAACCCAGCACUUGGACCCCCUCCCGCUCCUCCUCUGGCCCCUCCCUGAGCCCGCCCACGAUCUCCCACCCAUCUUGGGACCGCGUCAUAAGUAUCCCCAGACCUGGGCUUGCAGCAGCAGAAGGCAAACAAGGGAGAAAGUAGGUGCUGCUAGGGCUAGCGCGAGCUUCUCCUUUUCCAACCUGCAGCCCAGGACGCUGAUUCGAGCCGCGCCUUACCGCGCAGCCCGAAGAUUCACCAUGGUGAAAAUCGCCUUCAACACACCCACGGCGAUGCAAAAAGAGGAGGCACGGCAAGACGUGGAGGCCCUUGUAAGCCGCACCGUCCGAGCUCAGAUCCUGACCGGCAAGGAGCUUCGAGUUGCUACCCAGGAAAAAGAGGGCUCCUCUGGGAGAUGUAUGCUUACUCUCUUAGGCCUUUCAUUCAUCUUGGCAGGACUUAUUGUUGGUGGAGCCUGCAUUUACAAGUACUUCAUGCCCAAGAAUACCAUCUACCGUGGAGAAAUGUGUUUCUUUGAUUCUGAGGACCCAGCAAAUUCCCUUCAAGGAGGAGAGCCCUACUUCCUGCCUGUGACUGAGGAGGCUGACAUUAGAGAGGAUGACAACAUCGCCAUCAUUGAUGUUCCUGUUCCCAGUUUCUCUGAUAGUGACCCUGCAGCAAUUAUUCAUGACUUUGAAAAGGGCAUGACUGCUUACCUGGAUUUGCUGCUGGGGAACUGCUAUCUGAUGCCUCUCAAUACCUCCAUUGUUAUGCCUCCAAAAAAUCUGGUGGAGCUCUUUGGCAAACUGGCAAGUGGCAAAUACCUGCCUCACACUUACGUGGUCCGUGAAGACCUGGUUGCUGUGGAGGAGAUUCGUGAUGUUAGUAACCUUGGCAUCUUUAUUUACCAACUUUGCAACAACCGCAAGUCCUUCCGCCUUCGUCGAAGAGACCUCUUGCUGGGUUUCAAUAAACGUGCCAUUGAUAAGUGCUGGAAGAUUAGACAUUUCCCCAACGAAUUUAUUGUUGAGACCAAGAUCUGUCAAGAAUGAGAAGCAACAGAAAAAGAGUAUUCUUAGUAAUAAGAAGUCAGAGAUUUACAAUAUGACUUCAACAUUAAAUUGUAUGGGAUACUCAAGAUAUUUACUCAUGCAUUUACUCUAUUCUUUAUAGUAAAAUAAAGGGGGAAUAACCCUACUAACCACUGCAAGCUCUUGUCAAUUUUUCGUUUAAUUGGCAUUGCUUGUUUGAUACUGAAAUUCAAAAUAAUUCUUAUGUUUUUCUUAUGGAUUUAUAGGGUUUUAGAUUUCUGAAAACAGCAUGAAUUAUGUCAGCUAACAUCCUGACAAUAAAUUCCAUCCUUUGUGUUCUUUCUUAACUAAGCUCUUUACUCAGUCAUAAGGGAGAGCAUGUUUUAAAUUUAAAUAUUUAAAUUUGCUUUUGACCAUUUUCUGUAAAGCAUGUCAAAUCUCUCAUCAUUGUUAAGUUCUGUUUUUAUUUUGUGUAAUUUUCCUGAAUUUAGACAUUACAUCUUUGCAUUUCUGUUAGGUGUUCAAUAAUAGAUAUGACUUAUAAGUGAAAAAUUUUCAUAAAGAAGUCAUUUUCACUAAUGCAGUAAUUCUUUCUCACUAAUAUCUGUAUUGUGAAAUCCAUAAAAUUGUAGAAGUGCUGAAUGCUGUAAGAAAUUUAGGUUGUAUGAAUUCUACAACCCUAUAAUAAAUUUUAC